Cuscuta campestris is the source of this 2080-nucleotide messenger RNA. NCBI's taxonomy places the organism in Eukaryota, Viridiplantae, Streptophyta, Magnoliopsida, Solanales, Convolvulaceae. The record is from the annotation of a GenBank genome assembly.
GUAUAGUUUGUUUUACUUGCUACACGCAGAAUGAGUCAGGACUCGACUCACGGUCAGGCAAAUCCUCACGCGGAGCCUGAGCACGUUAGUGUGCAUACGGUGCACACUGAAGCAUCCAGUUACGUGCCCCAGCAGCCGCAGCCUCAGCCAGAACCUCAGCCCGUUCCGGAGCAGUUCGCGGGUCAGAACCCGAAUUUAGCCAUUCCGAUGUUCCAACCACAAAUGGUUGCGAACAUGUUCCAAUUCUUCCAGCAGAUGGCUGGAGCGCACGUACCACCACCACCACCUCCUCCUGCACCCAUUGUCUCAAUUGAAAAACUCAAGAGGAAUGGGGCGCAGGAAUUCUGUGGCGACCAGAUAGCGGACCCUCAAAUAGCCAAGCGUUGGCAAGAACGCACGGUGAGGGUACUCGAGAAUUUGAAGGUACCUGUUGAGGAUUGGGGACAGCACGCCAUAUCCUUAUUGCAAGAUGCCGCCUAUGAUUGGUGGAAAAGAGUGGGCGCCAACAUUCACGUGCCAGUACAAUGGACUACCUUCGAGCCACUCUUCAGAGCAGAGUAUGUGCCCGAUCACUAUGUAGAGGCCAAAUAUGAGGAAUUCUCCAAUUUCACUCAAGGGAAGCUGACUCUUCCCGAAUACCACCUGUCGUCAACACUCAUAAUUGCUCCCCGAGCCGACAUCAACGAUGUCUAUAAGAAAGCUCUUGAGCUGAACGAGGAACUCAUCAGGAAAGCUGCGUAUGAACAGGCACUACUGGCAGAAAGUCGGGCCGUCCAUUCAGGCCCGAAAAUGGGGCAUGGGAGCAAGAGGACUUUCUCCGCACCGAGCAACUCUCGCCAUGAUAAGCGAGCGAAAUCUACUCCCUCUACAUCUGUGGCCGUCACUAGUAAGAGCGGGAAGGAGAAGAUGACAUACCGUAAUCUAGUAUGUUCACACUGUAACCGCAGACAUACUGGUGAGUGUUGGUUUACACAGGGUCUUUGCCUCGGGUGUGGUCAGGCAGGUCACUUCCGGAACGAUUGCCCGACGAACCCAGGCAAGGCUUUCUCCACGGCACCAGGCACGCCGACUGCUCCUACUGUCCGAAGGGCCGAGCCUACCCAGAGUCAUCGUUCUACGGCCGCGUCCAACCAACCAAAGAAACCAGCAACUAGUCAACAGCAGGGACGAGCACCAGCUCGUACAUAUGCCAUGCAAGGGCGUACAGAUCCGCAGGCUGAUGAUGUCAUCAUGGGUAUGUUCACUUUAUUUGAUAUCACCGUAUCUGCAUUAAUUGACCCUGGAUCUGCCUUAUCAUACAUAUGUGUACCUAUGCCUGUUACAUCUGACGUCACUAAGGAAACUCUUGAGCAUCCGAUAGUUGUGUCGAACCCACUGGGACACAAUCUACGUCUCCAACAUGUCUAUAAUCAAUGUCCGUUGAUGGCUCAAGGAAAGAUAUUCUUGGCCGAUCUCAUUGAACUCCCUCACAAGGAGUUUGACGUUAUACUUGGCAUGGACUGGCUGUCGAAACACCAGGCUAUUGUUGAGUGCAAGGAACGAGUGGUGAAACUUCGUACAGACGACGGUAACGAAGUAAUCAUUCGGGGAGAACUUCUCCCAAAGGCCCCAGAAUUCAUCUCUUUUAUGCAAGCAAAACGGCUCAUUCGCAGGAAAUGGCUUCGUAAGAACACGUGACAAUUCCUAUAUGCCUUCCUUUGUGGAUUGGGACUUCCGGAGAUUAUUUCCAAGAAGAUUGAACGUCGGAAGCUCGAAAUUGAUAGGGGUGACGGUAACGAUACUGGUCAUGGAGCCCAUCCCGGAGGUCAAUGAGAGUGAAGAGAUGUACGGACUGGUGGACCACAUUUAUGAUGCUUUAAUUAAAUAAAUACCUUAUCGGGCGAGUACCCAGAAAAAUGUAAAACAAUUUGAUUAUGUUUUAUAUUUAAGCUUCCGUACUGUUUCAACAAUACUCUGAAUUUAAUAUUUGAAAUUAUCACUUAUGUUAAAGUUUAAAUGGGUUUUAAAUUGUCCUUCAAAUUACCAUGCGUAUUUACCAUCAUGGUAACUACUCCGGCUCAAAUAAUCUAGGUAAUUGGGU